Molecule: messenger RNA, 537 nt
Organism: Procambarus clarkii (red swamp crayfish)
Lineage: Eukaryota; Metazoa; Arthropoda; Malacostraca; Decapoda; Cambaridae
Source: RefSeq, a predicted model, not a curated record
AUGGAUGAAAAGCCAUACGGGUGUCCGGAGUGUCGGAAAAGAUUCCGGCACCUUGGCCAUAUGAAGACACACAGGCUGGUGCAUAUGGAUGAUAAGCCUCAUAAGUGUCCAGAAUGCUGGAAAACAUUCUUUAAACUUGCACAUAUGAACAAACACAAGCUGGUUCAUUUAGAGGAUAAACCUCAUGAGUGUUCCGAGUGUGGGAAAAAGUUCCUAAAACUUGGACAAAUGAACAAACAUAGGAUGGUUCAUUCAGAUGAUAAAUUUCAUGAGUGUCCCGACUGUGGGAAAACAUUCAGAAAACUUGCAAAUAUGAAGAGGCACAAGCUGGUGCAUACAGAUGAUAAACCUUAUGAGUGUCCCGACUGUGGGAAAAGAUUCCGUAAACUUGAAUAUAUGAAGAUGCACAAGCUAGUGCAUACCGAUAUAAAACCUCAUGAGUGUUCCAACUGUGGGAAAAGAUUUAGAAAGCUUGCAAAUAUGAAGAGGCACAAAAUGGUCCAUUCAGCUGAUAAACUUCACGAGUGUCACGACUGA